AUGUCCGUCAAUCCAUCCUUCCAAGAGGCCAUCAAGGUCACUCCACAAGGCUCCAACAAAUACAGCGCCUUCCUCCGACCAGAAUGGUGUAUUGGAACCGGUACUACAAACCCAUAUAACCCUCACCUCCCAUUGACAAAAACUAACAACGCUCCAGUCCCGCACGGCGGCUACACAACAGCCGUAAUCUACCAACUAGCCCUAACGCACUUUGCGCAUGCCCACCCAAAGCAAUACAAAAGCCCCGCAUCCCCGAUUUCCAUCCAACUUUCCUUCCUACGCCGCACAGCCUCAGGCCCCGUAACCUUCGAAGUGGAAGAUGUCAAGAUCGGCCGUCGGACAAGCACAAUCCACAUCAAGCUGCUGCAAACCUCGGACAAGAACCCCGGCCAGCUAGACCUCAUGCUCGCUGGCUAUAUCACCGUCAGCCCGCCAGAGGCCGAGGUCGGCAUUAGCGUGAACACGGGGUGGAGGCCUCUCCCAGCUCCAGUGGCAGGUUCGCGUGCAGACGGCUCUGUUGAUCUGGCGGCGCUGGGCCGGACAGGCAUUGAUGGUGCUUGGACGAAGAUUGUGGCGCCCUUCGCAGAGUUCCGUAAGGCUGGGACGCAUAUUGAGCUGUUUGGUCCUGGUACUGGUGAGGUACAGCAGAAGCGCUCUGGGAAUUUGAAUAUCGAUCAGUGGACUAGGUUCCGGCCUGGGGGGGAUGUUAAUGGUCGCUGGACGGAUGCUGCGGUGCCUUACCUGAUUGAUACGUUUCCCAUGGCGUUGGAUGGAUUUGAUACCAUCGCUGCUGCUGAGGCGAAGGAGAGUGGGUCUUCGGUUGCUGGGCAGAAGGCCAAGUCUUGGUAUCCUACUGUUACGCUUAAUGUGGAUAUGAAGAAACAUCUUCCUGCUGAGGGGGUGGAGUGGCUGUAUAGUCGGGUUGUUACUAAGGCUGUUAGGGAUGGAAGGACGGAUCUGGAGGUUACGAUUGUUGAUGAGGCUGGGGAUGUUAUUGCGUUGAGUACGCAGAUUGGGUUGAUUGUUAGUGCUAGUCGGAACAUUGGGACUAGGAAGAUGGAGAAGUUGUAG
Molecule: messenger RNA, 1071 nt
Organism: Penicillium concentricum
Lineage: Eukaryota; Fungi; Ascomycota; Eurotiomycetes; Eurotiales; Aspergillaceae
Product: thioesterase family protein
Exons: 1
Coding region: 1-1071 (356 amino acids)
Source: RefSeq, a predicted model, not a curated record